Molecule: messenger RNA, 305 nt
Organism: Cetraspora pellucida
Lineage: Eukaryota; Fungi; Glomeromycota; Glomeromycetes; Diversisporales; Gigasporaceae
Source: the annotation of a GenBank genome assembly
CAAAAAUAAAAGCAAAAGAUAUUUCAAAUCAAUAUAAUUAUUUAGAAAUUGAAAUGCAGUUAUGUUAUCCUCAUUAUCUAAGCAUCAUUGAACCUGAUCAGUAUGAUAAAAAUAAGUCAUCUGCUAACAGCAUAUAUAUCACUGAAUCUUCUAAUUAUAAGGACAAUGAUACUUUACUGACUCACAAUAUAAUAAUUCUUAAACUAUUAUCUUUUGGUGAUAAGAUUACUCUGAUAACAAAAGUGUUAUAUGAAAAGCAAAGAAAAGAAAAUCAAACCCUUGAAUUAAACUUAGAUAUUUUUUGA